Eucalyptus grandis is the source of this 1617-nucleotide messenger RNA. RefSeq names its product UPF0481 protein At3g47200-like. The record is from RefSeq and is a predicted model, not a curated record. The transcript has a single exon. The coding region runs from base 186 to 1547 and encodes 453 amino acids. NCBI's taxonomy places the organism in Eukaryota, Viridiplantae, Streptophyta, Magnoliopsida, Myrtales, Myrtaceae.
GUCUGAUUAGUUGGCUCCCCCGGGUUGGUUCACUGCAUGUGCCACAAAGCUCAUUGCAAUUGCAGCAUCAUCGCUCGGAGCACCGGAGCUCGCUGUUCCAUGGCCAACGAGGUUGGCUCUUCCCUGUCUCUGUUCCUGUGAAAACCUGGUAUCAGAGCAGUACAGCGGCUGAGGUGGAGCUUCAAAUGAUCGGAGGAGCCGAUCCCAACUCCACGAACGGUCACGCCAGCCCCCACCAUGUGGUCACGGUGGCACCGGAGCUGAUGCACGACUGGUCAUCCAUAUGGCAUCGGAUGCUCAGCCAGAAGCCGACCCAUCUGAAGCAAUCGGCCGGCAAUUCCUCCUGCUGCAUCUUUAGGGUCCCCGCAACCCUCAAGGAGCUCAACCCCAAGGCCUACAAGCCCCGCAUCGUGUCCAUCGGCCCGUACCACCAUGGAAAUGAAUGUGUCAAGAUGAUCGAAGAGCACAAGCCACGGUUCUUCACGGCUCUUGUCGCCCGAACCAGAAGCUCCGGAGUCGAUUUUAACCAUUACUUCACUGCCAUCGCGUUGAGGGAAAAGGAGAUUCGAGAUUGUUACUCUGAGCCGCUCAAUUUUGGGAGCGCUAAGCUGAUCGAGAUGAUGGUCCUUGAUGGCUGCUUCAUCAUUGAGGUGUUACGAGUGAUUGAUGAAAUAAUCCCGCGUGAACACGACGAUCCCCUCUUCAACAUGUAUUGGACGUUCACUGCGUUCAUUCGCGACUUCCUCUAUCUUGAGAACCAAAUCCCCUUCUUCGUCCUCCAAACCCUCUACGAUAUGUCGAAGCUCCCCAAUGAACCCCCGUGCGUUGAUGUCGCGCUGCGGUUCUUCAACUACGCUGUGCAGCGGCCACCAGAGGACCUCGAGAAGUGCUACGGAGUCUCGGACUUCAAGCACUUGCUCCACCUGAUGCAGCUGACCCUCAGCGACCUCCCUGAGGAAGUUCCACAGGAAUCCGACCCCGAGUAUCUGCAGCUGGUCCCCUCGGUGACGAAGCUUCGACGUGCGGGAAUCAAAUUCAAGCCGAGAAAGUGCAACGGGUGGCUUGGCAUUCGGUUCACAGACGGAGUGCUCGAGAUCCCCCCGCUGACAAUUGACGACCUGGCCAGCUCCUUCUUCCUCAACUGCGUUGCGUUCGAGCAGUGCUACUGCUACUGCCCGCAGCACAUCACUAGUUACGUGACCUUCAUCGGGUGCCUCAUGCCCACCGCGGACGAUGCGAGCUUCUUAUCGGAUCGCCAGGUGCUGGAGAAUUACUGCGGGACACACGCUGAUGUUGCGAGCUUCUUCAAUGACUUAGGGAAGGAUGUGGAUUUCGAUAUCAGUAACUGCUAUUUGGCCGGAGUGAUGGAGGAUCUGAACAGGUACUAUAGAACACGGUGGCGCGUGAACUGGACGGGAUUUAAGCGCAAGUACUUUGGUACUCCUUGGUAUUUGAUUUCGGCAGUGGCGGCCUGCCUGGGUCUGAUGCUCGCUUUCAUACAGUCAUUCUUUGCGCUUUACGGGUACCUGCUGCCCCCUAAGCAAUGAGACUAUUUUGUGUGUGUAUGCUUUCCCAGGUUCAGUGUCUUCAAUGAAAUUCAACCGCUGAAUUGUGUCA